Molecule: messenger RNA, 2820 nt
Organism: Penicillium malachiteum
Lineage: Eukaryota; Fungi; Ascomycota; Eurotiomycetes; Eurotiales; Aspergillaceae
Product: FAR11/STRIP family protein
Exons: 5
Coding region: 1-2820 (939 amino acids)
Biological process (GO): cytoskeleton organization
Cellular component (GO): cytosol
Source: RefSeq, a predicted model, not a curated record
AUGCCGAAGGUUGAGCAGCCAGCGUAUGCUUUUGAAUAUGCGGAUGCCCAGCCAUUCCCGGAAGAAUUGGAUGAAUGGUUUCAAUACAAUGACUUUGAUCGAGUCAUGCUAAUGGGCAUGAAGUCGACUUUUGAUCGUCAAUGGGCUACAUUUUGCCGACAGCAAAGCUCUGGAGUUGCAGGACUGUCCUGGCUGGAUGCGUCUGAUAGUCUGAGAAGAACUUUUAUUUCUCAGUCCCUCGACAAGCUGCAGUACCCCGAGAUCUCAGUACGAUUGGAGGCUUUAGAGAACAUCUGCUAUACAGUCACGGGCAAUUGGGGCCUCACUGCUGGCCGUCAGACACCAGGAUACCCAGAAAAUCCGGAACCAAAGGCUGCUGCGGAAUCGCCCCGUUCAAAAUCGCUACAAAUCGAGUGGAUUGAAAGGAAUGUGUCUUUGGUUCAAGAGUGCGGGGGAAUCCCACUUUUGGUCAAAAGGUUGUCGCAAUUGUUUGACCGUCGCCGCUCCUCAUUGGGCCCUGAUCAAGAUGGCCUGGAGUUUGAAAGGCUUCACCCAGGCGAUAUUCCUGCACCAGAACGUGAAGCUAACUUGGUAUUGACCAUGUUGUAUUUUGCGAUUGAGGUCGGUCGUAGACAGGAGGCCCGAGAUCCCCGGUAUACAAUGAUUCGAGAUGGACUGGCAGAGUCAGAUCCCUGCUUGCUAGUCACAAUUGUGGAAAUAAUUGCCCGGUUGAGAUGGGAUGAGACUGCCAAUAUUCCUCUUACUCGGAUUAUCCUGUUACUCUGGAAAUCAUUGCUUCUGGUAUUUGGCGGUACUGCCCAGCUUAAGAAAGCCAAAGAGAUAUUGGAGCCGUCUGCAUCGUAUGAAGAUGACACGCUUAAUCGCAGGGGACCUUUCCUUCAUGCAUCUCCCCUCGAUUACCAUCUUUUCCGACAGGAAAUCACCUCGAAAUACCCCGCCUACAAUCCUCCUCCUCCCAUUGUUCCGUUAGAACUCGAGAAUAACUCGAUCCUACCUCCCCUUCCACAGCAUCCCGCCAGAAUCAACACAUCCAGUGGCAUAUUUUCUGGCGUCGGUCCCUCCAUUGCUGGCGGCAAUGGCUCUAUUAUCCAACAAGCCGUUCAUAUUGCAACUCCAGCGCCAUCUCCCCCUCCAUCACCAAUAGGUCCUGGAGGCAAGGCUGGGAAGAAGCAAAAUUACCAGACGAACCAGAACUUCCCUCUCAUGUAUCCUCCGCUGGACGAUAGCAGCAACAAGAUCGGCGGCAAAGGAACCACCGAGCGGCAAGAUGUACUUGUUGGGAAGCGUUGGGAAGGCAGUGAUGUUCCUGCCUCCAUCAUUGAAGCUGGUCGGCUUUUUUCUACACACGUGAAACUCACACGGGCCAUGUCUCAGUUGUGGGAGGAACGUGAGAACUUUAUGAAGUAUGAUCGUGGGUGGAAUUUUGAGAAUACUCAACAGCCGCUUGAUCCUUUCGAGAUGGAAGCAAUGAAUGGCGAUAUUGAACACUUGGACUUAUCGGGCUCUGAUAAGCCCAAGCUCAAGAAGAAGGCUCCAAAGGAAACAGAUGAUCCUGAUAUCCAGCGACGACUGGAUGCCGUGGAGAAUUUCUAUGCUCAAGCAUUGUCUCACCUUCAGUCGAUUACAAUUGUCUUCUUGAAGAUCAUUCUUACCAACGUUAGUGCGGUGGUCAACCAAGCAAACUCACAGGCCAGUCAGAGCAUGAGUAACGGCCAUGGGAUCAACGGCACAUCCGGAGAAUUUUUAUCUGAAACUUCCGUUGAUGAGCUUGAUAAUAUUCGCCUUAGAGAGAUCACUUCAAAGGCUGUGUCCGGAACUUUGCUCCUCCUGGUGAAAUGGUUCAAGCGGUCUCACAUCUUGAAAUUUGAGUAUAUGACCCAACUCUUACUUGAUUCUAAUUACCUGCCUUUGAUCCUGAAGAUGUUCGCUCAUCAAGAUGUGGACCAAGCGGUGGCACAGAAAAAUGACCGCGACGAUCUUGCUUUCUUCCACUUCUGCCGCGAGCACAGUGAUUAUCAGCCCACUGUUGGAGUGGAUGAUGGAGACACCGAAAGCGAGGAUGAGGCUGUGCCGCCACCUAUUUCUCGACACCGUCCCCAUCUCAAUCGCAGCAGUACAUCUGUGCGCAACAUAUCAUCCGAAGACACCAUCGGUGAUGCAAUGGAUGGUCCUGCCCGGCCCGAAGUCGACGAGCUAGGCUAUCCCACUGGUCCGGCUCCCAAAGAACCCAUAACCGUAUUCUCAUUCCGCAACUUCUUCUCCGCCAUUAACUACCUCCAUAUCAUGCAAAAGAUUACACGCGACAAGGGCCAUCGCUGCCUCCUUCUUGUGCAGUACAAAUCCAGCACGAUCCUUCGCAAGGGCCUCAAGAUCCCUGAUCCACAUCUCCGCUUCUACACCCUCAAACUCUUCAAGUCACAGGUACCCUACUGUGGCCGAAAAUGGCGUCAAAGUAACAUGCGUGUUAUCACUGCCAUCUACCUUUAUUGUAGACCUGAGCUUCGUGAUGACUGGCUCUCUGGCUCGGAUGUCGAUGCUGACGUUGAAGAAGCAUUGCCAUUGGAACAGGCUCUUCGGGGACUGACCCAUUGGUGGCAUCUUCGCCAGUAUAAGAAUUUGAUGGGUGGGCCUGAAGGGACCUCUUUGAUGGAGGAGGAAAGAGAUUUCUUUGUUCGGGAGUUAGAGUCGAUGGGCUGGGGUUUUACUGAUGAUAUGGUUGGAGAUGACUCGGAUAUGAGCAACCAAAUGGUCAGUGGCACAGAGUGGGAUGGUGGAUUGCAAAUGGAAGGUUGGUCAUGA